GGUGUUAAGUCAGGUAAUAUGUCCAUCUACGACAGCACACUGACAAACAAUAGAGCUGAUGAGAGUGGUGGAGCAAUUGGUGUGCAAUCAGGCAACGUGACCGUCUCCAGUAGCAACCUGACAAACAACAGAGCUGGCAGUUGGGGUGGAGGGAUUAAUAUUGACUCAGGCAGUGUCUUUAUUUCCGACAGCAAAUUGACAAACAACUGUGCUGACGGUAAUGGUGGAGCGAUUGAUACCUACUCAGGCAGUGUGUCUAUCUUCAAUAGCACACUGACAAACAACAAUGCUGACGGGAGUGGUGGAGCGAUUGGUGUUUACUCAAGCAGUGUGUCUAUCUCAGAUAGCACAAUGACAAACAAUCGUGCUGUCGCAAAUGGUGGAUCGAUCCAUUGUGACCUUGGUAGCACCGUGUCCAUCUCUGACUGUACGCUCAAAAACAACAGAGCUACCUCUGGAGGAGGAAUAUUUCUGAGAGUGAGUACACUCCUAGUAAAUGAGCCAAUAAAGAUCAAUCUCAAUACAGCACAACAGGAUGGUGGAGGAAUUUAUGCUCAUUCAAGUAGAGUUGAAUUUGAAUCUGCUUUACCGAUUCCAUCAAAUAUACGAAGUGAGAUUGUUGAAAACAUUGCUGAGAAUGGUGGAGGUAUUUAUGCAGUAGUUACAUACAUUAAACUAACUCGAUCACACGUUAACAUUGACUCAAACACAGCAUCCGCGAAAGGAGGUGGAUUGUUUCUGCGCCAAAGUUCAAGACUGUACAUUUUUAAAAAAGAGUAUGAAUAUGUUGCAGAAAAGAAUCAGUCUCAGAUUACAUAUGUAUCAUUACUAAUUAACAACAACUCGGCUCAGUACGGAGGGGGAAUAUUUGUGGCGGAUGACACAGAGAGUAGUGCCUGCAGAGGAAGGGUCACAGAAACUGGUGUUAUUCAAACCAUUUUUGAGGACUGUUUUAUUCAAACAAUCAGCUUGAUGGAACCUGGACCAAUAAUAAACCACUUCAACACAUUCAUGACUAACAACACGGCUACCCAGUCAGGAUCAGACAUCUACGGUGGUGUGUUGGACAGGUGUACAGCAAGUCAAAAUGCUGAAUAUCACAAUUCUUCAGAUGGAUUGGACUACAUAAACAAAACUGUAAAAUCCUCCACUAAGUUAUCAAUCUCCUCUUCGCCUGUUGAAGUAAUUGUUUGUAGCUAUUCACAAAGUGACUAUAUUUCUAUAAGAAAAGGACACACAUAUAAAAUUAGUGUUAAGGCUGUUGACCAAGUGGAAAAUCCAAUGAAUGCCACAAUUAUCAGUUCUGUUAUCACUACGAGUGGAGUUGGUCGUCUCAAAGAAGGACAGGCUGAACAAACAGUUGUCAAUCAGUGCACAGAGUUAGAGUACAAUGUAUUCUCAAAAGACAACUCUGCUCAGGUGGAACUGUAUGCCAAAGGCCCAUGCAUCAAUUUGGGAAUUUCAAGACAACUUAUUAAUAUUUCUUUUCUACCCUGCACAUGCCCUAUUGGGCUCAAGCCAAUUCAGUCGGAUAUUGAAUGCAAGUGCGAAUGUGAUCAAAUAUUGCAACAAGAUUAUCAGAUAAAAAAUUGUUCUGAGGAAAAUGAGACCAUAAAACUAGAAAGUAACAUAUGGAUAGAAGUCGCGAAUACCACCAACGGAACAGGGUAUGUUGUUAGCAACUGUAUAUUUGACUAUUGUGUACAAAAACCAGUCAACAUCAGUCUAAGCAACCCUGACAAACAGUGUGCCUACAAUCGAAGUGGUGUCUUGUGUGGAGAAUGUAAACCAGGACUCAGUCUUGUGUUGGCCACGUCAAAAUGUAGAGAAUGCUCUAAUCUUUACCUUCUUCUACUAAUACCAUUUGCGCUGGCUGGCAUAUUGCUAGUUGCUUUAAUUCUCACGCUAAAUAUCACUAUAGCAACGGGAAAUAUUCAUGGCCUUAUUUUCUAUACUAAUAUACUAGCAGCUAAUAGAGUGACUUUCUUUCCUAGUUUAAAUAACUUUUUAACGGUUUUCAUAUCAUGGUUGAAUCUUGACUUGGGAAUCGAGAUAUGUUUUUAUGAUGGAAUGAACUCUCAAGCAAAAGUGCUCCUUCAACUUGUCUUUCCCGCUUACUUGUUUCUUCUUGUGUUUCUUAUUAUUGUUUUGAGCAAGUACUUUAACUUAUUUGCAAAACUCCUCUCCAACAGGAACCCAGUUGCUGCCCUAGGCACACUCGUCCUACUUUCUUAUUCCAAACUCUUACGGUUUAUCAUUGCUGCACUGCAACACAGGGUUUUGGAUUAUCCUGAUAAUACAAGUGAUAUAGUUUGGCUGUACGAUGGUAAUGUGCAAUACUUCACUCCUGAUCACAUCCCUCGGUUUGUUGCUGCUGCUAUAAUCCUCAUUGCUGGUGGAUUGUUCACUGUAGUGCUCUUCUUUGGACAAUGGUUUCCUCGCUGUUCCAAAGUUAUGAAAUGGACCAAAAAUACAAAGUACAUUGGCUUCAUGGACACAUACCAUGCUCCAUUCACUCCAAAACAUCGCUACUGGGUGGGGCUGCUCCUCUUUGCUCUGAUUGCUCACAAUCUAGUAACUGCUAUGGCUCCAGACACUUACCUCCCUAUUCUAUCAUCUGGAGUUCUAUCAGUGGGACUGAUUGGAUUGAAACUCUUGAAUAAUCGUUUGUAUAAAAAUACAUUCUGUGGUUCCUUCGAAACUCUAUAUCUGCUCAAUAUUGCUACUCUAUCAUUUGGCACCUUCUAUGUCAAAGAUACCAAGAAAGAUCAGUCAGCACUAGCCAAUACUUCGAUUGCAAUAUCAUUCACCCUAUUUGUCACAACACUUUGUUAUCACUUUUACCAAUUCGUACUCAAGAAGAGUAAUACAUGGCUAAAGAUAGAGGACACUAUAAGGAACUUAGGAGCUGGUGCUGCAGACAUGAGACUCCGACGAGCUAACAACGCCCGACAAAUGUAUCAGCUGGUAGCCGAUGAAAACAAUGACGAUGAAUUACUUGAAGCAGUAGACGACUAUGAACAAAGAGACCCUCCUUACACUGAUGGAGCCAUGGAAAAAGCUGACCCUGAUCGUUACAUCACUCCUCCCAUCAUCAGACCAGCCACGAGGCCAGAUCAGCUGAGACUAUCCUACAUGGAUGAACUAGCCCCCCUCACCACAGAGGACUACAGAAGAUCAGCCCCUCCCCCUCCAAAUCCUAACCGUCGUCCCGUUACACAUACGGAUAUCGGCCCCAUAAAAAAAAUUAUGCAGUGAAGUGUGAAUUGUUCUUUUUAGCUGAGGUAUACCGUUAUACAUGUACAAAUUAGUUUGUAGGCAUUGUGUAUAGUUUCAUGACUGUUGUUUGAAACUGGUUGUUUUGUUUUGUUAUUACUAGUUUA
Messenger RNA from Halichondria panicea, 3383 nucleotides. RefSeq lists its product as uncharacterized. The coding region runs from base 19 to 3258 and encodes 1079 amino acids. NCBI's taxonomy places the organism in Eukaryota, Metazoa, Porifera, Demospongiae, Suberitida, Halichondriidae. The transcript has a single exon. The record is from RefSeq and is a predicted model, not a curated record.